Pogonomyrmex barbatus (red harvester ant) is the source of this 4698-nucleotide messenger RNA. Its product is annotated as furin-like protease 1. NCBI's taxonomy places the organism in Eukaryota, Metazoa, Arthropoda, Insecta, Hymenoptera, Formicidae. Gene Ontology annotation, molecular function: serine-type endopeptidase activity. Gene Ontology annotation, cellular component: trans-Golgi network; Golgi membrane. The record is from RefSeq and is a predicted model, not a curated record. Gene Ontology annotation, biological process: peptide hormone processing.
CGAAGAGCGCGACAAGAUACCGAAACGAAAUCGAGAAUCUCUUUUUUUUUUAAAAAAGUCAAAAGAAGAAGUAAAGUUUUAUGGAAAAGAGCACUUCUCCAGAUAUCGAUUCAUGGAGGGGAGAGAGAGAGAGAGGAUGUCAACAUCAUGAGGAUAUCUCUAUAACGACGGAUCAUACACUUGACAGGACCAAGGGGUGAACAAUUGAGAUGCACGGAAGCGAAAUUGUUUGACCAAAUGAUUUGCUGACACCCGAAGACGAGAGGAUGUAAGAGGAGGAAUUCUGGAGUUAUGACAGACGCGUGAGGAACGAAACGCUGACGACGUCGCGCGAAUCAUUGAGACGUGUCGGUAAAAAAUUCCACGCCGGCAAAGCGAACACUUUUUCUGCUACAUUUGACAAGGGAACGAGCGGAGAAACGAAAUACAGAGGAUCCAACAGCGAGACUGAAGUUUCAUCUCAGAUUUCAGAGGAAAGGGAGAUAUGAAAAUCUUCAGGGGGCGAACGUGAAACUAUGAAAAUCGAUGGGCGAAAGUCAAGACGAAGAUUCAAGAUCCGAUCAAAUUUUUUUAUUAAAUGUAAGAAUUAGACGCAACGAUCUGAAACCUGACAAACGUGGCUGACUCGGUUUAAAUAAAGGUGAAUAUUAAAGAAUAGAGAAAGCGAUGAUAAAUCACUUGGUCUUCUUGAGAUCCCCCUGCGUGUGAAUUCCAGCGUGGAGUUGACGUGAGGCAAGGAUCACACAUUGGAUGUCCGCGCGGCGUGAAUUUCCGCGAAUCGGGAAGGUCAUUCGCGAUCGCCGCAGUGACCGCGCGCGGACAUCCGCGUUCGCGUUCGCGACGCUAUCAUUGCGAGAAUCAUUCCGCCGUUUUCCCCACUCGUCGACGGCCACAUGACUUGACGAUUACCUCUUUCUCCUCCCGCUGCUGCUCGUUGGCCGAAGGCGGCGGCGGCAGUGGCAGCGACAACGUCACGACGACGUUGACGUGGACGAUAGCGACGGCGAGGAGUCAACGGCUGACAACGCGGCGUGGUGGAGGUUCGGUACUUAAAACGAGUGACACGCGCCGCCAGCGAUUCAGUCGUUUGCAAGCUGUUGGUCCGCAGGUGCGAGACGCGCGUGGGUGCCUGCGAGACGCGCGCGCGCGUGUGUGUGGAUGUGUAUGUGUGUAUGAUUGCGUUUUCCUGGAUCGUCGUCUCGCGCGUACACGUGCGCGGUCUGUAAGAAAAGGGGCUUCCCACACAAAGAUUUCACGCAGACACAGGAAGGGAUCGGCCGAGGCUAGUCGCAGCAGGGAACAAAGUUGAGCGAUACGUAAAGUAAUUCUGUUAGAGUAGUGGAUGAUAACGGUAACCCCGGGGGUGGCGAAACUGGAGCAGCCGGUGGCGAUCGUCGUCGUCGGUGCAGCGGAGGAGCUAUCAUGUGCACGCGGCGGAUUUUCGGACUGGCGGUCGUGGCCCUGCUGACUCUCGGCGGUCGAGCGCGCGCGUACACCAACCAGUGGGCGGCACACAUCGAUGGAGGAGAGGAAGCGGCCAGGCGAGUCGCCGAGGAUUAUGGAUUUCGCUAUUUGGGCAAGAUAAAUGAUGAUUGGUUUCACAUGGAGCAUCGAUCCGUGGCGAAGAGGUCGACGGAACCGCAUCUUGAAGUGCACCAAAGGCUAAUGAAUGACUCCAGAGUACGUCGAGCGGAGCAGCAGCGGGCAAAAUCGCGCACUAAAAGGGAUCUUAUAAUCAAACGUCCGUCCAAUAUACUAACCAUGCUAAACGAUGAGAGGUGGCCUCAGAUGUGGUAUCUGAACAGAGGAAAGGGCUUGGACAUGAACGUACAGGGUGCUUGGGCUGAGGGAAUUACUGGAAAUGGCGUCGUGGUCACAAUUCUCGACGAUGGAUUGGAAAAAGAUCAUCCUGAUCUUUACAAAAAUUACGAUCCUCAGGCGAGUUAUGACGUCAAUAGUCACGAUGAAGACCCCAUGCCAAGGUACGACUUGGUAGACAGUAAUCGACACGGCACCAGGUGUGCCGGAGAAGUCGCAGCCACUGCCAACAAUUCUCUUUGCGCUGUAGGUGUUGCUUUUGGAGCAGGCGUAGGUGGUGUCCGAAUGCUAGAUGGCGAUGUAACAGAUGCCGUCGAAGCAAGAUCCUUGAGCCUUAAUCCCCAACACAUCGAUAUUUAUAGCGCUUCAUGGGGACCAGAUGAUGAUGGCAAGACCGUAGACGGUCCUGGUGAACUGGCUACCAGAGCUUUCGUCGAGGGAAUUACCAAAGGUCGCAACGGUAAGGGUUCGAUAUUCGUAUGGGCAUCAGGGAACGGGGGCCGGGACCAUGAUAACUGCAAUUGUGACGGCUAUACCAAUAGUAUUUGGACGCUAUCGAUCAGUAGCGCAACAGAGAAUGGUCUUGUGCCCUGGUAUAGCGAGGCGUGUUCGUCCACCCUCGCCACUACGUACAGCUCGGGCUCUACCGGCGAGAAGCAAGUUGUCACUACAGAUCUGCAUCAUCACUGUACCAGCAGCCACACUGGUACAUCCGCAUCGGCGCCUUUGGCGGCCGGCAUAUGCGCCCUCGCUUUAGAAGCAAACAGGGAUCUUACCUGGAGGGACAUGCAACAUAUCGUCGUUAGGACUGCCAAACCCGCGAACCUGCAGGCCCCCGAUUGGGUAGUCAACGGUGUCGGUAGAAACGUGAGCCAUAGUUUCGGUUAUGGGCUGAUGGACGCCACUGCCAUGGUACGCUUAGCAAGAAGGUGGAGAACCGUCCCGGAACAACACAAAUGUGAAGUAUCAGCGCCACAUACAGGCAGGACAAUACCGCCAAAGAGCCAAUUGGUUCUCGACUUACAUGUCAAGGAGUGUAGCGGCGUUAAUUUCCUCGAGCAUGUUCAGGCGAAAGUAUCGCUGAUGGCAGCGAGACGAGGGGAUCUUCAGAUACAGCUAACAUCUCCUCAAGGAACAAAAAGCACUCUUCUUGCUAAAAGGCCGCAUGACAUCUCGAAAGCCGGUUUUAGCCAAUGGCCAUUCAUGUCAGUGCAUACGUGGGGUGAAAGGCCGCACGGCACCUGGAAAUUAGAAAUUCACAAUGAGGGUCGAUAUCUCGGACGAGCUACUCUGCACGAAUGGGCGCUUAUUUUCUAUGGCACUGCGACAUUGCCCGACCGAACUGAGUAUGCUCUUUACAAUCCGGCCGGCAUGAGUAUACCUAGACGACCAUUUGUCAAGCCACGUGAGACCAUCCCAAAGAGCCAGAACACCCUAGCGAAGGGCAAGCAGGCACAGCACAAGUCCGAUAAAUCCGGUAGCCUGAGUCCACCCUACGUGGUGAACGCUCAGAUACAGUCCCAGAGAAAGGGCAAGGCCCGCGGUCAACACAAGAACGGCAAGUCGGCUAAUCGACCAAAUCCCAAGCCUACCGCUCAAACUCUUCGGGGUCUCACUGGAAUCAAUAGAGGCCCCAAUAACGUAGCCAGUGACAUGCGUUUAAUCACGUCGAGGCCUCGUGGCAGGAGUACACCAAGCCCGAUUACUAGCACUGUAACUCAAGCCAUCACGACAACGAAGACCCAAGCCACGACGACAAGUAAACAGAAAAUUAUCGACGUGGUUACCGCGUCGCCCCUUCAAACGGGACUGAUCUUAUUGGAACCGCCGGCGAAGGCGGCCACUAACAAGGUUCCAGCGGUAUUUCAGCAAUAUCCGAAGAUUCAGCAGCUCUAUCCGGUUUAUGGUGGAGCUCGCGGCGCCGAUCAGCAACUCGCUACCAGGGCUAAAGGACUCGACCUGCUACAGGAUGAGCAAUUUGAUCCAAGGAACCUGCAUCUAGACAAGGACGAACUGGAAGAGUGGAAGCUUGUGUUCUUCGGCACGGACACCGCCGUAGAAAUAGACGACGAGCUCGAUAAGGACAAACCGCUACCGCCAGUCGUUCAUCAGGAAAUUCAUAACAAUGCGCCUUCGGACGUCCGACACAAUGCCGUGGACACCGAGGGUGAUCCGUGGACGGGUAGUCAGCAGAUGGACCGAGUCUCUCAUCCGGAGGCACAAAGGCCGACCACGGAGAACCAGACGAGCGGUUGCGCCGCCUUCGAGGCCGGAGGCAGCGGGUGCCUAGUGUGCAAACGGGAUUGGUACCACAACAAUGGCAGCUGCUUACGACAAUGUCCAUCCGGAACUUACGCGGUCCGGAAUGACGACGAUUCUGGUGCAUUCUGCACAGCAUGCCAUUACUCGUGCCUGUCUUGCAAAGGACCCAGCGACGCAGACUGCAUCACUUGCCGUGCGGAUUCGAUAUUCAUGUGGAACAAUGGAAGGACAGUCUGCGUACUGAGCAGUCUUUCCUGGAGAAUGCAAUCUACAAUGUGGUUUUAUAGGAUGACUGUGGUGUUCUUAGUCAAUUUGGCCGUGAUUAUCGCCGUUGUCAUUUAUUUUGCGUUCAUUUGGUAUAUCCGCAAAUCCAAAUCCGUCCACAGAUACAGCAAAGUAUCCUAUUCUGGUAAUGGUGAGGUUCAUGCGGAUACAGAACAAUUGCGAAACACUUGUGUUUCUGAUAGCGAAUAAUUUUAUCAUAAUUCAGAUGAUAAAAGAUAUCUUUGGAAGAAACAUAUGAUAUUUCGAAGAGCAUUUUGAAAUACUUCAGUGAUAUUUCGAAAUUAAAAUGUUUAAAAAUGUUUUUGUAUCCUAUAUUAGGAUAUACGAUAUAUA